AUGCUGAAGCUCCUCAGUGUCCUCACCUUCCUAACCCUAACCCUCCCAUUUCUCACCCACUCUUUCUCGCCGGACCACCCAACCGAUCGCCGGAUCCUCGUCUUGCUGGACGACCUCGCCCUCAAAUCCUCGCACUCCUUGUUCUUCAAGUCCCUGCAAUCUCGAGGCUUCGAGCUCGAUUUCAAGCUCGCCGAUGAUCCCAAGAUCUCCUUGCAGCGUUACGGCCUGUAUAGCUAUGACGCCUUGAUUCUCUUUUCUCCUUCGGUCGAUCGGUUUGGAGGGUCCAUUGACCUGGCUGCUAUACUUGAUUUUGUGGAUAGCGGUCAUGAUUUGAUCAUUGCAGCUGAUACCAAUGCAUCUGAUUUGAUCCGACAAAUCGCAGUCGAGUGCGGAGUUGAUUUUGAUGAGGAUCCAGCGGCUAUGGUCAUAGAUCACACAAGCUAUGCAGUUUCCAACACUGAAGGAGAUCAUACAGUUAUUGCUAGUGAUGAUUUCAUCAAGUCUGAUGUAAUUUUAGGAAGCAAGAAAAUUGAGGCUCCUGUACUUUUCCAGGGGAUUGGCCAUACGGUGAAUUCUGAAAAUAGCCUGGUUUUGAAAGUUCUCUCAGCUUCACCUUCAGCAUAUUCUGCUAACCCCAAAAGCAAGCUGUCAAAUCCUCCUUCUCUCACUGGAUCUGCUAUAUCUUUAGUUUCAGUUGUGCAGGCAAGAAACAAUGCUCGGGUUUUGAUCUCUGGUUCAUUAAGUUUGUUUAGCGAUAGGUUUUUCAGAUCUAAGGUUCAGAAGGCUGGGAGCCCAAAGAAGCAUGAGAAAUCAGCUAAUGAGCAGUUUCUGACUGAACUCAGCAAAUGGGUUUUCCAUGAAAGAGGCCAUCUCAAGGCUGUGAAUGUAAGACACCACAAAGUUGGGGAAGCAGAUGAACCUGCAAUUUACAGGAUCAACGAUGACUUGGAAUAUUCGGUGGAGAUUUAUGAAUGGCAUGGAAAAAGUUGGGAGCCAUAUGUUGCUGAUGAUGUUCAAGUGCAGUUUUAUAUGAUGAGUCCCUAUGUUCUGAAAACCUUAUCGACUGAUCAGAAGGGCAGUUAUUUUACAGCGUUUAAAGUUCCAGAUGUUUAUGGGGUGUUCCAGUUCAAGGUUGAGUACCAGAGGCUUGGCUACACAAGUUUAUCCCUAUCAAAGCAGAUUCCUGUUCGGCCAUUUAGACACAAUGAAUAUGAAAGAUUUAUACCAGCAGCUUAUCCCUAUUAUGGAGCAGCAUUUUCUAUGAUGGCAGGCUUCUUCGUCUUCACAGUUGUACACUUAUACAGCAAGUAG
Prunus armeniaca (apricot) is the source of this 1311-nucleotide messenger RNA. The record is from the annotation of a GenBank genome assembly. Lineage: Eukaryota; Viridiplantae; Streptophyta; Magnoliopsida; Rosales; Rosaceae.